Molecule: messenger RNA, 339 nt
Organism: Dovyalis caffra
Lineage: Eukaryota; Viridiplantae; Streptophyta; Magnoliopsida; Malpighiales; Salicaceae
Source: the annotation of a GenBank genome assembly
AUGGCCCUUAUGCUUUGUGGAUCUGUUGCUACACCAGGAAGGAACCCCAUGCAAGGAGAUACAAAUGAAAAGGUAUUGCUUAAAAUCUCCUCGAAGUCUUCUGCUAGCAUUGCGUCUGAUCAAUCCAAAUGGACUCAAAAUGAAAUAAUGAAGCUUGGAAGCAUAAUAACUUUAUGGCAACCCAUUUGUAGGCCAGACAAUUAUGUCAAGGCCAUACCAUUCGAUUACUUGGCAUCUCAUUGGGAGAGAUCCAUAAGAAUGCAUGAAGGCAUCAGAGAGCGGCAGUGUAAAGGUACAAUGGACAAGCAAGUGAGAGAGGAUAAAGAUCUCUUCAGGUAG